Molecule: messenger RNA, 1823 nt
Organism: Cherax quadricarinatus
Lineage: Eukaryota; Metazoa; Arthropoda; Malacostraca; Decapoda; Parastacidae
Product: keratin, type I cytoskeletal 9
Source: RefSeq, a predicted model, not a curated record
GAGUGAUGGUGGCGCCGUGCUGGUUCUGCCGUCCACCCCGUACCACCACUCAGACUCCAUUUUGAAAGACAAGAGGAGCUCACGCAUUCCAUCUUCGAAAAAAAUGGAAAACAGUGCACCAGAUGGUUCGACUGGAGGACAGAACUCGACUCCCCACAACGGGUUCCGUGGUCGUGGUGGCUUCAGAGGUGGGCGAGGUGGAGGGUUCCGUGGAAGAGGUGCUCCAGGAUACUCAGGAGGCCCAAUGCGUGGUGGGUUCCGUGGCAGAGGAGGCUUUCGGGGAGGCCGAGGUGGCCCAGACAGUGGGUACCGUGGCGGCUUUAGGGGUAAUUUCAGAGCUGGUUUUCGUGGCAACUCUUAUGCACAAACUCGCGGGGGUGGCUUUCGUGGUCGUGGAACAAGUGCCCCUCGUGGUAGUUACAGUGGCGGUGGAUAUGGAGAUGGUGGCUACAGGGGUGGCGGCUACAGCAGUGGUGGAUAUCGGGGAGCACCGAGGGGACGUGGUGGUGGUGGAGGAUAUGAAGGAGGAUACCAGAAGAGAGGGGCAUCGCGUGGUUCAUAUGGCGGCCCUCCCAUGAAGCGGCCCAGGAUGGAUGGGGAGAGUGGCUACAGUAACAGUGGUUAUGGUGGCGGAUACAAUUCUUCUAGCUAUGACAGCUAUGGUGGCAGCAACUAUAACAGUACACCAAGCUACAGCAGCGGUGGAUAUGAUAACUACAAGUCAAACUCGGGCUAUGACAGCACUUAUGGGGGCGGCCAGAGUUAUGGGGGCGGUAGCAACUACGAUAAUUUCGACAGCAGGGGUGGGUACAGCACGUCCCAAAGCUACAACAAUGGUACGUACUAAGCCCUUUACACAAACCAAACACUGCCAGGUUGCACGUGGAAGGAACUAAGUACGUACAUCAAGGUUCGGACGUUAGUGGGGAGCGAGUACUAUCAUUUGCUGUCUGGAAGUGGGACUUGAUUGGUGCUGUGCAACAACAAAGUCAAAGUACUAAAUAAGACAGUGGAGUCAUAGAAAUAGUUAAGAAUUAUGAGUGAAAAAUAUGAAGAAAAAAUAGAGGAUGCCCAAAAUAUUUUUUUAUGAAACUGAAAGCAGAACAGAAAUAACCAUUGCUGAUUGAAAGAUGAAAGUUACAAAAUCCCAACUUGUCAUAAGGUGAAAGUACCAUAUAUAGACAGUUUUUUGCAUUUGUUUUAUGUAAUGGAGUGAAAAAUCCAUAGAAAUGAAGCAGUCAUUAUAUGUUAAGUGAUAAGACUAUGUAUAUAUAUAAAGUAUAUACAAGACGAUAUUUCAGCAGAAUCAAGUGAAUGGUGAAUGGCUUCUUAAUUAUCUUAAGAAAAAAUAAUAUGAAUCCUGCAUGACCUGUGGAGACUGAUAUGAAUUUCUGAAAACAGUAAAAGAAUUUUUGAAUUAUCUUCUGUUUGUAAUAAUUGUUAAUUGACCAGGGGGUGUUAGGGUAACAAGCUACUGAUGUAUUCACAGUGGGUUAGUGUAAACCUAAUUAUUUGUAUAAAAAUGACCAUAGGCCAAUUUUUUUUAUUCCUCAAGAUAAUUGUUUUCAAUUGUGCUGUAUUUUAUCUCAAGGGGUACAUUUAUUUUUUAUACUGAAAAUAUAUAUCACUAGUUGGAUAAAAUUCAAGUGAGCUCCUUUUGUCUUUCCUAAAAAAAAUAUGAUUAUACACAUAAAAGCAAAGAAAAACUUUGACAAAGAUAAGGCCGUGGUCAUGAUGUAAUGUCUGUCCUUUGUAUUAAGCAAAUGCUGCUAGCAAAUAGGCUUGCAGUUGUUCAAGUACAAUAAAACUUACAAGUCAUAUAA